AUGUAUUCGAAAACGAUCUCAGUUUUACUAGCAAUCUCAACUUUACUUGAAGUAACCUAAUCAAAACUUGUAGGCAUGGCUUACUAUACUUGGUUUACUCCAGGAAGAAGAGCCUGCUAAUGGGGAACACCAUAACUCGGAAAUUAUGCUUCUGAUGAUAGAGGUGUAAUGAGAAAGCAUGCAGAAUGGCUUAAAUCAGCACAUAUUGACUUUGUUGUUGUUGAUUGGUCCAAUGAUAUCUGCUGCAGCGCCUAAUCUGAUUGGAACGGAAGAUAAGAUCUUAAAGGUCUUGAGCUUAAUACAAUCGCACUCUUUGAGGAGUGGUCUAAGAUUGCUGGAGCACCUAAGAUUGCUAUUAUGGUUGGAUCUCCUUCUGAUCCAUCUGUCUAUCACUCCUGGGAUGCUAUGAGGAUAAAACUAGAUUCAAUUGUCGGCAUGAUCUUACAAAGAAACGAUAUCAAGAACUAAUACUUCCAUUAUGAGUAAAAGCCUUUCGUUUUGGACUAUGUAGGAACACCUUCCCCCUUCACUAAUCCAGUCUGGAACCAAGACAAUAGAUUCACUGUGAGGCACGUUACUGGUUUUGUUUCAAACUAGCCUCAAUUGAGAGACGGUGAUUACAGCAAGUAUGGCUACUGGUCUUGGGAGGACAGAAGCCUACAAACCAGAACUAAUGAAGUAACAACAGUUUAAGUAGCUUGGAGAGGAGAUCCUUGCGGAUGGAAUUGCGGAAAUGACAGAAGAGGAAGAGAAAACGGAAACACUUACAGAGAGAGAUGGGCUCAUGCUAAGCAAAUCGGAGCUCAAAUUGUUUUUAUUCCUUCAUUCAACUAAUGGAUUGGCUGUCCUGCUCAACCAGGAGAAAAUAUGAAUGCUGAAUUCAGCACUGACAUUGAGCCAAGUCAAGAGCAUGGUACUCUUUACCUAGACAUUACAAGAGAACAAGCUGCCUAAUUCAAAGGAAUCCAUCACAAAGCAAAACAACAUCAUUUAGACAUUGAAUAAUGA
This is a messenger RNA of Stylonychia lemnae, 1008 nucleotides long. Lineage: Eukaryota; Ciliophora; Spirotrichea; Sporadotrichida; Oxytrichidae. The record is from the annotation of a GenBank genome assembly.